GUUUUAGAGGAAUGAAAUGACACUCAGAGGCAACUUUCUCGAGAACAAAAUGCCAGGAUAUUACAAGAUGGGAUCCUUGCAAAUCACCUGUGCAAACAAAAGGAGAUAGAAAUGGCACAAAAGAAAAUUACUUCGGAGGUUUCUGUUAGUCAUGAGAAAGAAAAGGAUCUGUUGCAUAAAAAUCAGAGGCUACAGGAUGAAAUUGCCACAUUAAGACUGGAAAUGGACAUGAUAAGAAAUCAUAACCAGGAAAAAGAAAAGAACUAUCUUGAUGACAUUAAAGUUGAGAAUGAAAAGAAUGAUAAACUUCAAAGGAUGAUAAAACUGAACGAAGAAACAUUUACAAAAACAGUGUUCCAGUACAACGGACAGCUUAAUAUUCUGACAACUGAGAACACAAUGCUGAGUUCUAAACUGGAAAAUGAAAAUAAGGAAAGGCUGGAAGCAGAAAUUGAGUCAUACCGUUCUAGGCUGGCUUCUGCUGUGCAUGACCACGGUGAGAUCCAGACCUCGAAAAGGGACCUGGAAGUUGCUUUCCAGAGAGCACGGGACGAGUGGCUUCAUUUGCAGGACAAGCUGAAUUUUGAAAUAUCUAACCUCAAAGAUGACAAUGAGAUUCUUUCCCAACAGCUUUCUAACACUGAAAGAAAAUUCAACAGUCUAGAAAUUGAGUUUCAUCAUACAAGAGAUGCUCUUAGAGAAAAGACUUUGGUUUUAAAACAGGCAUGGAGAGACCUAAGCCAGACACAGUGCCAAAUGAAGGAAGUUGAGCACAUGUAUCAGAGUGAGCAAGGGAAGGCGAAUAAAUACAUUGGAAAGCAGGAAUCUAUACAGGAGAGAUUAUCUCAACUACAGAGUGAAAACAUGUUGCUUCGGCAACAAUUAGAUGAUGCUAACAACAAAGCUGAUAAUAAGGAAAAGACAAUAGUUAAUAUCCAAGACCAGUUUCAUGAUAUUUUUAAAAGACUUCAAGCUGAGAGUGAAAAACAAAGUGUGAUGCUCGAAGACAGAAACAAGGAGUUAAUUGAUGAAUGUAAUCAUUUAAAAGAAUGUGUCAGUAUGAAAAUGAGAAAGCAGAAAGAGAAACUUCAAGCUGAGAGUGAAAAACAAAGUGUGAUGCUCAAAGACAGAAAUGAGGAGUUAAUUGAUGAAUGUAAUCAUUUAAAAGAAUGUGUCAGUAUGAAAAUGAGAAAGCAGAAAGAGAAAAACAUUCCUGUUUCCAGCAAAUGCAGCUUAGAUCGUAUUCCCAACACAAAGGUAGUUGUGAGAGACCUUCAACAAGAACUAGCUGACACCCUAAAAAAGCAGUCCAUGUCAGAGGCCUCACUGGAGGUCUCCUCACGUUACCAUGUUAACUUAGAAGAUGAGACACGAAAUUUAAAGAAGAAAUUAGGUCAAAUCUGAACCCAACUUUUCAUUUCUUUAUUUCAUUUGGAAGAAGCCCAGAGUCAGCACACUGAUGCUGUCCAGUGUGCUGAGAGGAUGCAAGACAGCCUAAAUCUAAAUAAAACUGAAAAUUCCAAGUUCAAAAGUACAAUAAAAAAGCAAUCAGGGAAAAUUCAACAGCUUCAGGAAAGCCUGUCAAGUGCAAACUUGUCUGAAGAGGAGAAGGAAAAGCUGAAGAAGCUUACUGAAUUGAAUCAAUCUCUGGAAUAUACUUUGGAUGAAGAACAGAAGAAAAACAGUGAAUUUGAAAAAGAACUGACAGAGUAAGAUUUUACUGUUAAAAUGACAAAAAAAGAAUUAAAUGAACACAAAAACAAAGAGUUCAGUCUCCAUCAAGAUAUAAAAACCAGUCAGUUUGAAAACGAUAUGCCAACUAACAUGCUGAAAAACAAGAUUGAUGAUCUUACAGCAAAACUAGAAAUUGCAUCUUCAAAAUGUCUACAUCUGGAUAAAAAAAAUCAACUUCUUCAGGAGGAGUUAUUAUCUAUGAAAACUAUACAAAAGAGAUGUGGAAAGCUAGAGAAGAACAAAAAGAAAUUGGAACAAGAAGUAGUAAACCUCAAAAGUCACAUGGAAAAGACCCUGGUAGAACUUGGCCAGGUAGAGCAGUAUAAACGGGAGAUUGAAGAGAAAGCAAGGCAGGAGCUGGUGGAAAAGUUAAAGCAAGUCAAUCUGUUUUUGCAGACACAAGCAGUAUCUCAAGAAAACUUAGAGCAAUUAAGAGAACAGAAUACUACUUCCUUAAGAAACCAGAUGGAAGUCAGAAUUAAAGACCUAGAAUCUGAGCUCUCUAAAAUGAAAACUCAAGAAGAUUUUGAUAAACUAGAACUACAAAAGUAUAAGCAGCUCUAUCAUGAAGAAUUCAAAGUUAGAAAAUCAUUGUCAAACUAA
Molecule: messenger RNA, 2337 nt
Organism: Nannospalax galili (Upper Galilee mountains blind mole rat)
Lineage: Eukaryota; Metazoa; Chordata; Mammalia; Rodentia; Spalacidae
Product: ankyrin repeat domain-containing protein 26-like
Source: RefSeq, a predicted model, not a curated record